Messenger RNA from Paramuricea clavata, 8684 nucleotides. The record is from the annotation of a GenBank genome assembly. Lineage: Eukaryota; Metazoa; Cnidaria; Anthozoa; Malacalcyonacea; Plexauridae.
UAUACAUGUACCGAGUCAUUUUUCUGGUUUUUAGAAUAAAAUUCAUCAGCUUGAUUUUUAUUUUAUUUCUGUAGCAUAAUUUUGGCAGACCUGUUUAGUGGACUAGAUCCAGAGCUUCAAAGUUUCAUUCACUUUGGUGAUAAAUUGGAUAGCUUGUAAGUAUACUGUCUAUUAUAGGGUGUAUAAAGUCCUCUAUUGAACUGUACAUUUCCAAAAGAAUAGUACUAACAUAAAGAUAUUACUCGGCUGUGAUUGGUUGAUUUCAGUGCACCCUUCGGUGGCCAAGUGGUUAGCGCACUUGCCUUUCACCUCUGAGGCUGCAGGUUCGAAUCUCACUAAGUACCUUCUCAGUGCGACUCGAACCCAGUCCUCAUGCGGAAAGAGUAAAAGUCAACGCUCUGCCGAAAGCCGUGGGUUUUCCCCGGGUACUCCGGUUUCCUCCCACAGGGAAAGUUGACAGGGUGGGUUAGGUAAAAAGGGCCCACAGUAAUUGGCAUAUGCUGUUGUGGUGACCCUGCCCUAGUUGGCAAAGCUAAAUAAAUAAAUAAAUAAGUUAAUCCCAAACAGCAGUGCAAUUUUCUGUAAUCACAUUGCAAUUUUCUGUAAUCACAGUGCAAUUUUCUGUAAUCACAGUGCAAUUUUUUGUAAUCACAGUGCAAUUUUCUGUAAUCACAGUGCAAAAAUCUGUAACAAACUGAUCUGAUUGGUGGAAAAACAUUGUGAUGAUUACAUAAACCAAUCAGUUUAAAGCAAUUUAGUUUAAAGAAGUAACGGUCACAGAUUGCUUCAAAACAAAACAAACAUGGCGCCGCGCUACACAAAGUAAAAGUUGCCUUCGCGUGGAAAAUGUGGCUUUUAUCUUUAUUUGUAAAUGGAAAAGCAUUUACCUUAAACAAGACUAACAACAAUUACAUAGUUGAGUGGAAUUUUCAAGCUGUUAGCGUUGUAUAAUGUGAUAUAACAAAGCCAGGAAAAGUUUGCCGGUGGAAUGUUCGCUAUAAACGCGUAAGUUUAAACUACAAUUGUCUCGAACAUUUUCAUGUAAAUUAUUAAUAAGUAAUAGCAUGGUUUCUCGUGAAAUUUGGAUAAACAUGCACUCGUGAGUUUUUAAAAGACCUCAAAUAGCACUCGUCCUUCGGACUCGUGCUAUUUUGAGGUCUUUGAAAAACUCACUCGUGCAUGUUAUAUCCAAAUUGCACUCGAAACGAUGCUAUUACCUAUACUUACAUACUUCCCUAGACUAUUUGUCUUUACAACAAUUGUGAUAUUACUUUCCUAACUAUGUUCAUCCUAACCCACCCUGUCAACUCUCCCUGUGGAAGGAAACUGUUUCCCUGUGGGAGGAGCGCCCGGAGAAAAUCCACGUCUUUCGGCAGAGCGUUGACAGACACUUUUCACAUGAGUCCGUGCGAGAAUCGAACCCACGAUCACAGAAUAGAUACAGGACCAGAAGUGUCACUCAGACGAUAUUUUGUCCGAAAUUUUACGAGUGCUGACGUGAAAAUACGCCAUCAUAUGACGCCAUCCUGGAGUGUACACGGAAGUUUUUCAUAGGAAAACAUAGGUACAAAGUGCCGGGUGCACUCCAGGAUGGCGUCAUAGCACGCAAAAAAAUUUCGGACGUUUUCCUUCAGCCAAAACAAAUAGGAGUGACACUUCUGGUCCGGUUUCUAUUCUGUGCCACGAUCUCAGACGUGAAAGCCACUGCGUCACCGAAGCGGCCCUAUACUACUAUACUGUUUUAUCUUCAACAGUAAUACAAUGUACAUGCUGGUACGUAUUGGUGAUUACGUUAUGGCACAUCAGGCUUCUGGUAUCCAUGUAUCAUUUCUCAGUCAUCAGCUUGCUCAGUCAUUGAUCUUGGUCAAGAGAUUGUUCGAUAAAUUUAUUGUAAGUAUUUACAUGUAAGCGUACAAUGUGGUUGGAAAUAAAGUGUUUGCCCAUCAAGGCAUGUGAUUCCUACAUCUAUUGCCGUAAGAAGUAACAAUUGUUAGCUGAUUUCUGCAGAAUUUCUAACGGACCAGAUGGUAUUCAGAAUUAUAUUACGCAAAUAAAAAUGAAAAACAUUUCAAUGAGCGAUGACUCACAUUAGGGGCGGACCAUUAGAAAAUUGAUGAGGCGGGCGACAGAAAGGAAAAAAAAACGUCAAAGAGGAAAGCAAUGAAAAAUACCUUUUAAAAUUCCGCAAAAAGAAUCCCACACAAGCAGACGGAAGCUGAACCCCCCCCCCUCCCCCAUCACUUUUCUAAUAGUCUACCCCUUCACGAUGGGAAAGGGCUCAAAAUGACGUUUUCAUCAGGUCUUGGUGACCGCUCAGUUCCAUUUGUGAUCGGAUAAACGAGAUUUCUGAUAGGAAAAACAUUGGAACGACGUUGUCAGCUCUCAAGCGCCCUACCAAAAACAAUAAAACACGAAAAAGACUCGUACUAGUAAUAAGGCGUUGUCGCUUGAUCUCAUUCUCGUGAAAUCGUAUUCGCUGGCGACGAUACGGUGACAAUAUUCAAACAUGAAAAGAUUUUUACCCAGAAAAUCCUAAGCUUACAUGCAAUUUACAUAAUAUUUAGCCAGUCCAGAAUAUCUCGGGAAAUCAAUCUCGUUUCCAGAGCCUGAAUGUGACCGGUCACUAAGUCACUAUGAUCGGCGUCAUACAAAUUUGGCUCGUCAUUGACCGGUAACCGGCGGUUAUUUUCAGCUCUGCUUGGAUUUUUUCAUCGGGAGUUUUAUCUAGUAUACGGGUUUUGCCUUGGGGGGGGGGGGGUUGCAAGGUUUUUUUGUCAUUGCGGAUAUUGUGAUUGGGGGUUUUGUCGCUUCCUGUCAUGUAAGAGUUUUGUUGACGAGGGUUUUGUCGUCGUGGGGGUAUUGUCGUCCAGUGUUUUGUCGGUAUUCUGUCACCAUUUCCAUUACCCUGCUAGACUAUUCCUUUUUAAUUUGUGCAUGCAUCAAAGGAGUUGAAUUUGCUUAAUCUGGCCUUGUCUCAAAUGGCCCAAUUACCGAUAAGAAUCAAGUUGUGUUGUAUCAAUUUUGUGAGAUCAUUAUGCUAAAAGUUUCUGCUCGUUAUUUUUUUAGAUUGCGCUUGGAAAACAAGUUGAAGAAACGAAAGUUCCAAAGAAAAGUAGAUGUGGUAUUUUGCCAUUUGUUUCUAAAUUCGAGGUAUGCUGCCGGAUUAUUGUAAAGUGUAUCUUUCGUUGCAGACUGAGCCUCGCAAAUUGGGCAAUCGUUGGUGGCCUUGAACGUGUACUGUACUUUUGGUCGUUAUUUCAACACUUAUAAAAGUUGUCGUUUUUUAUCAAUGGAGUAGUUUUAAAGGGCCUAUCCUGUUUUGACGGCACCAAAACACCGUUUUGUUAGUCGUGUAUAGGUACCCGAAUUUAAACUUGCACCCGUAAAGAAAUUGAACUUGAUAUUCCCAGAGUCUUACACACAUUUUAUACGAUUACAAUUUUUUAGAGUUUUGCAGAAACCGCUGAAUUGAUUUUCAAGAAUUCAGACCGCCGUAACGACUUGGAUAAAUCAUAUCGUUAUCUUGUCGGGGUCGUGUUUAAAAACAUUGAGAGAGCCGCUGUUGAAAAUCAAAAAACGCCCGCUGACGUUAUACAAUUUGGUAAGUCUCACGUUUUGUUGGCUUUGUUUCAACUUGUGCGUUUUCACGUCUGUGCUGUAUACAUGAUAUACCGUAUUUACUCGAUCUAGCGCCGCCCCCGAAUGAGCGCCGCAUUUGAGAUCAUUUUUUUUUAAAGAGCGCCGCCCCCGAAUGAGCGCCGCACUAAACAGUGUAAUAAUUUUCCACCGUCAAAAUGGGGACAUUUAGUGAUAAAGACAUUCAAAACUUGUUUAUUUUAUUGUUAAAAGUUCUUGAUAUAAUUCACAAAUAAAAGUUUUUUUAAAGAGCGCCGCCCCCGAUUGAGCGCCGCCCUCGAAUGAGCGCCGCAUCUGAAGCUCUGAAAAUUUAAAGAGCGCCGCGGCGCUCAAACGAGUAAAUACGGUACGCGAGGAGUUUUAAUUAGUGGUUGGAAACACCAAAAUUGUGUUGCAUAUCAUACAUGAGAAAAGUUUUAUUAAGUAUACAGUAUUAAUAUAAUCAUCUGGGUUCACUCUGCCUUUCAUUGGUCGAGACGAGUGGUGAUAUAUUACAAGCCACAUGCAUGCACAGGUGGAUGGUGUCUUUCGAGUGACGUGAUAUAUUUAAGCCAGUCACAGCUCUAUUUAGCCUCCUGCGCAAACAUCUCUUUGUAGGCUAAGCUCUUUUAGAAGCAACACCAGUGAAGACAACGAUGUAGGCUGAUUUUCUUUGUAUUUUGGUCAUGAAUAAUUAACAAUUGAGCAGUCUUGUUUAUAAACAGUGUUUAUCUUGUUGAGUCAAUAGUAUAAGUACUACAUGGUUGUUGGAAUUAACAAAGUGAAAACUGCCACGAAGACAUAAUUAUUAUUCAAUGAUAUCCUAGCUAUUGCAUGUUCAGCGUACUGUUAUUUAAGUCAGAAAAUGAUUGAUUUCUUCACAUGUAUAAGUUUCGUAUUCAACAUUAAAUUAUUGCUUGAAAUAAUUUGCAUGUAAAAUUGGAGGUAAUAUCCAGUACUGUAUCUUUACUAACAAUGAAUAUAUACCCCUUGACAUUUGUGUGAAAAUAAUAUUCUUUCUUCCCUUUCUGUAGAAAAUUAUCAUCACUUAUACGGUAAGUUCCCUCGUCGCAAUUAAUGUAUACUUUAUAUUGCAAUAGAAAUUUCAUUCGAACCACCACUUCAUUUUUAGGUGUUUUAUCACGGUUAAAAAUCGCUAGUUUGGACGGUGAAAGGAAACAAGCAAAAGUGCAGUACACUGAACAUAUGAAUACGUACGCAACGUAUAUGUUUGGACGACCGAUGGAAAAACUCAAUGUAAGCAAAAGAUUCUUAGACUUACCACUUCGAACUGCUAAACUACAGUGAUGAAUAUGUACAAACUACAGUGAAGAAUAUAUACAAACAGGGUAUAGAAUAACUCGUAGGUUACAUCAUAGAAAGAUAUGUUCUACAAAGACUAUAAUACAUUGAUAGCGGACGUGAGAAAGUAAUUAACAAAAGUGCAUGUGGGAAUUAAGGACCUACACAUGCAGAGCAUGACAAAAUAGCAUUUUGUUUGUGUUGGAUCGGUUGUGCUAGAUCCAUGGACAUGUAAAUAUGGUAAAUGAUAUGAGCGAAUUGAAUUUUGAGGAGAACAGUAAGACGUGCCUGUACCAUACAACAACUCAACAAGAUAGAAAAAUACAGGACAGGACUACAUAGUACUAUAGUAGCUCAAAAUAUCACAUGACGUUGACGGGAAAGAUUUAUAAAUGCAAGUGAUAGGUCCCUCAAGACAGGGUAUAAAUAGCAAGACAUUUUGGGUGGAUCGGAUGAGGCAGAGAUCGUUAUUGUUUCGGCCAGUUCAAAUUAGUACUGCAGAGUCCUCUGGAGAAUAGAGGACUGUUGAUAUGACAGGUCAUAAUACCCUGGUUGCUUGUAGUGUCUUGUAAUAGCAAAUAGAUACUACAAUGACCAAGUGACUAUUUUAAUAAUUUGGCCUCAGAUUCUUGUGAGAAGAGUGCUCUACAGGAGGGAGGACUGUAGUACACUCCAUACAUUUCUCCUGGUAGCUGGUUAACUCCCUAGUAAUAUUGUAGUAUAUUAUAUUUGUAAUUACUAGUAAUAUAGUAGUAUAUUAGUAGUAGUAGUGGUAGUAUAUUUGUCCAAGUGACUAUUUUAAUAAUUUGGCCUCAGAUUCUUGUGAGAAGAGUGCUAUACAGGAGGACUGUACUACACUCCAUACGUUUCUCCUGGUAGCUGGUUAUCUCUCUAGUAAUAUAGUAGUAUAUUAUAUUUGUAAUUACUAGUAAUAUAGUUGUAUAUUAGUAGUAGUUGUAGUAUAUUUGUCCAAGUGACUAUUUUAAUAAUUUGGCCUCAGAUUCUUGUGAAAAGAGUGCUAUACAGGAGGACUGUACUACACACCAUACGUUUCUCCUGGUAGCUGGUUAUCUCUCUAGUAAUAUUGUAGUAUAUUAUAUUUGUAAUUACUAGUAAUAUAGUAGUAUAUUAGUACUAGUAGUAGUAGUAUAUUAGUAGUAGUAGUAAUAGUAUAUUUGUCCAAGUGAUUGUUUUAAUAAUUUGGCCUCAGAUUCUUGUGAGAAAAGUGCUAUACAGGAGGACUGUACUGCACUCCAUACGUUUCUCCUGGUAGCUGGUUAUCUCUCUAGUAAUAUACUACAGGGACCAGUCACGAAUUACGCUCUCCAGAUAUCAAAGUAAAAUAAUAGAUAAAACUCAUUGAGGUACAUGGAAAAAACAUGAAUCACUGGACAACUUAUUGUCAAUUGCUAAAGCAUCUGCCGUCACAACUUAUGCGAUAUACUUGUAUAUGUAUCAAUAAUUAAUAUCAGCUUGUUGUAUUUUUAGACUUUCUUUGACGGCAUUGAAGAAAAGUUGUCAAGUGGCGUAAAGGCGGAAGAAAUAGGUUACCAACUGGCAUUCAGUAAACAAGAACUGAGGAAAGCGAUAAAGGAAUAUCCCGAGAAAGAGGUAUAAAACUCACCUGUUUAUUCAAUGCUGUAAGCUAGAUAAGCCAGGACAGGGUUUAUUUUUUGAAGAAUGGGCUUCGCGUUAUUCCCAUAAUUUUUGGUGAUGGUGAAAGGAUGCACCCCUCUCAGAAUUUUAUGUUAAAGUGGAAGUCAAGUCCGUUCUGCGCAUCGGUUCUGCUCAUAACAAUGUGAGGACCUCUGAAUGUAAACAUUGCCCAAAUUUCGAAUGUUUCGAAUUUUUCUGAACAUAAACUCUAUUUCAUAUUUAUUUAGAAGCAUAGCGAACCAAAAUGGUGUUAGAUAUUCAGACAGCACAUCAUAUUUUUAAAAAAUACAGCAGUUCAAAAUGUAAACAAACCGUUUGUUUACAUACGGACUUAACUUCCACUUUAAAUAUGUAUUUUAUAUUUUCAUCAUUUUUAAUGAUGUUGUUUAUUUCGUAUAAUAAUAUUUCACAAAUCUCCCAGUUUUAUAAUUAUUACUAAGAAGCUUAUAUUUUAUUAACUUUAAUUAGUCAUGUUAUUUUCUUUUUGCACCCUUGAAGAAAUUGUGGACAAUCUUACGGUUCUUACCCAUGUUAAUUUUUAUAUUUUAGAUAAAGAAAGGCUUGGAACAUCUCUAUAAGAAAGUUGAAAAACAUUUAUCUGAAGAAGAAAAUUUACUUCAGGUUUGUCAUUGAAGUAUGAUUUUUUCUGUGUUGGUGUUAUGUACUGUAUUCAGGCGAAUAUGAUGUUUGUGAUGUUACUCUGAGUGUAUAUCCACACCCGGCAAGCUUGAAAAAUAUGCCUGGCCACGGUGGGAAUCGAACCUACGACCUGGAUUGGGCAGAGCAUUAGGCUAGUAUUCCAAAGGUCGUAUAGGUUCGAUUCCCACCGUGGCCAGGCAUAUUUUUCAAGCUUGCCCGGUGUGGGUAUACACUCAGAGUAACAUCACAAACAUCAUAUUCACCUGAGUACAUAACACCAACACGGAAAAAAAUCAUGAUUACUAGAUUGCAUUGAUAUGGAAGGAACUAGACUCAUGCAGUUCCGAAAUAUCACUUACUCGAACCGUCCUGACCGCGUAGCUCAGUUGGCAGAGCAUAUUAGGCUAGUAUUCCAAAGGUCGUAGGUUCGAUUCCCACCGUGGCCAUGCAGGCAUAUUUUUCAAAAUUUUGAAAUCUGGAGACUCCAAAAUUGCUAUUUAGUACUUGGAGGGGGGGGGGGGCAUUUUAAAUAAUUCUGAAUACUAUAACAAGUUAAUGUUUAACACUUUUACUCGCAAUGUGCUUGUCUUUCAACAUAUAUUUUAACUCAAAGCUACUGUAAGAAUUUCUUCAUAUACUCUCAUUAACUAUGAUAAAAAAUACAGACAAAGACUUACUAUAUACAUUCACAUUUCAUAAUUUCACACAAAAAUGUGUUAAAAGGGCCUAAGGAGGGGGGGGGCAACAGGAGGGCCUGGGGGGCAAAUGGCCCCCAGUACAUAUGUUAAAAUAUGCCUUGCUUAUUGACCAAUUAGUUUAGAGGGUAUAACAGUGACUCAAAACAUCUUAUUUUAUUUUAUUUUCGACAGGUUGUAUGGCGUUCCAUGCAAGAGAAAUUUAUCCAACAAUAUAAGUAUUUUGAUGAACUCAUAAACCGUUGCUAUCCGGGUUCAAUGAUAACUUUAGACUUCUCCAUUGACAGUUUAUUGACGUUCUUUUCAGAUAUUGCGCAAUCUCAUUGAUUACAAUUUUGUAAAUAUUCCACACUGAUCGGGGACGCUGGAACUGAGGGGGGAGGGGUGUUGUAGUAAUACCUGCCUCCUCCAUUAUACAUCACCUAUUUUGGAGAGUUUGCCUGACUGAAUCAAUACUUCUGUAGUGCUCUUUGAUGAGAUCAUGCAAACCUCGCUUUUUUAUUGUUCAGGCGUCCCAGGUUCUAAUCUUAAAAUAUGCUAGAUACAGUACACAAGCAUUGAAUCUAACCCAGAGUUGCCAUACUGGUAAAUACUUGCUGAAGCCAAUACUAAGAAUAUGACGUUCCCCGAACAAAGGAUCCUAAGGGAUUACCGGUAGUAUAUUUUUAAAAUUAAAAUGUUAUUACAAAAAAAAAGAAUAAUAUAGAUACCCUUGAAUAAAAACUGUAAUGUAUAUUGAAUGAAUGAAAAAAUUGAGUACCAGUUAGUACUCCAGCU